Arachis stenosperma is the source of this 2344-nucleotide messenger RNA. Its product is annotated as probable L-type lectin-domain containing receptor kinase S.5. The record is from RefSeq and is a predicted model, not a curated record. Gene Ontology annotation, biological process: protein phosphorylation. The transcript is spliced from 2 exons. Gene Ontology annotation, cellular component: plasma membrane. The coding region runs from base 86 to 2158 and encodes 690 amino acids. Lineage: Eukaryota; Viridiplantae; Streptophyta; Magnoliopsida; Fabales; Fabaceae. Gene Ontology annotation, molecular function: protein kinase activity; carbohydrate binding; ATP binding.
UUUUUAAUUUGCAUCAAAAUUUCACACUAAUAAUGCACCACCAGCACCACCGCUAGCCGCCAUUAAAAACUUUAACAGCACUGACAUGUCUCCACCACACUCGCCACUCUCCGCCGCCGCCAUCAUCUUCAUCCUCCUGGUCAUCCCGGCGGCCACAACCACCAUCUCAGCCGCCACCAACUUCAAAACCGAAAAAUACACCUGGGGCCCCUUUGACGCCUCCUACUACGACAACUUCUCCGUCCUCCACGGCAACAUCAACUUCGGCGCCCUCCAGGUCACGCCGGAGAGCGCCGGUGACGUCAGCCUCAACAACAUCUCCGGCAGAGUCUUCAACGACGAACCCUUCACUCUCUGGACCGACGAUUCCACACUCUUCUCCUUCAACACCUCCUUCCUCGUCAACGUUUUCCGCGUCAACAACACCAUCCCCGGCGAAGGCAUCGCGUUCCUCAUUGCACCGAAUCUCACCAUCCCUAACAACAGCUACGGAGGUUUUCUCGGCCUUACAAACGCCACCACCGACGGCAGCUCCGACAACAAGAUCGUCGCCGUUGAGCUCGACACCGUGAAGCAGGUCUACGAUCCAGACAACAACCACAUCGGUCUGAACAUCAACUCCGUCAAUUCCACCGUCACCGUUCCACUGUCCAAAUUCGGUUACGAGAUCUCACCAAACGGUACAGCGUUCUACGUGAUCUGGAUCGACUACGACGGUUCACGCAGGGUCAUAAACGUCUUUAUGGCUCCCCAGCCCGAUAAAGACAGUCCAACAGUGGCAAAACCGUCAAAACCGGUGUUGAAUUCGACACUAGAUCUUCGAGAUUUGGUUAACCAGAAAUCCUUUUUCGGAUUCUCAGCUUCAACAGGGAAAACCAUUGAAUUGAACUGCGUCUUGAGAUGGAAUGUAUCAAUAGAAACCCUUCCCCAAAAAAGUAGCGGUAAUGGGAAGAACAAAGGGAUCUCGAUUGGGCUUGGUGUGGGCGUUCCUAUAGUGGUUAUCGGUGUUGGUGGUGUAGGUGUGUUCCUGUGGUGCUGCGUGUUGAGGAAAAAGAGUGAUAAUGGUUCGAAUUCUGAAAUUAUGGGCGCGCUUAAGAGCUUGCCUGGAACACCGAGGGAGUUUAAGUUUCAAGAAUUGAAGAAGGCUACGAAUAAUUUUGAUGAGAAGAACAAUAAACUUGGACAGGGUGGGUUUGGUGUGGUUUAUAGAGGGACUCUUCCAAUGGAGAAGCUUCAAGUGGCCGUUAAGAUGUUCUCUAGGGACAAGAUGAAGAGCACUGAUGAUUUCUUGGCUGAACUUACAAUCAUCAAUAGGCUCCGCCACAAGCACCUUGUCAAGUUACUUGGAUGGUGCCACAAGAACGGGGUGUUACUCUUAGUGUACGAAUACAUGCCUAAUGGAAGCUUAGACAACCACAUUUUCUUUGAAGAAGGAACAAGCAAAACCCCAUUAAGUUGGCAUCUAAGAUAUAAGAUCAUAUCAGGGGUAGCUUCUGCAUUGAACUAUCUACACAACGAGUAUGAUCAAAAAGUAAUUCACAGAGAUCUUAAAGCAAGUAAUAUAAUGCUAGACUCCGACUUCAAUGCACGGUUAGGCGACUUUGGUUUGGCCCGCGCAAUUGAAAACGAAAAAACAUCAUACGCGGAGCUAGAAGGAGUGCCAGGAACAAUGGGCUACAUUGCCCCAGAGUGCUUCCACACGGGCAAGGCCACGCGCGAAUCCGAUGUGUAUGGAUUUGGCGCGGUCUUGCUGGAGGUGGUGUGUGGACAGAGGCCAUGGACAAAGAAUUUGGACUAUCAGUUUCUUGUGGAUUGGGUUUGGCACUUGCACCGGGAGAGACGGAUACUAGAGGCAGUGGAUCCAAGGCUAGAGAAUGAGUUUGAGGCUGAAGAAGCAGAGAGGGUGUUGAAAUUGGGGUUAGCAUGCUCUCAUCCCAUUGCAAGUGAGAGGCCUAAGAUGCAGACAAUUGUUCAGAUCAUAUCAGGGUCAGUUCCUGUUCCUCAUGUCCCACCCUUCAAGCCAUCUUUUGUGUGGCCUGCUGUGGAUCUUGGAAGCUUUACAAGUGAUCUCACAUCACUAGCAAACACUGAGUACACUCCAAUUAACACACAAUCCUCUAUGAAUCUUGAGUUCUCAAGUAACAGUUCCUUGGUCUAAUAAUGUGGCCUGUUUUUUCUAAAAUAGAUUUUGUUUCAGUCCUGUUUGUUCACACAUCCAAAUCAAUUUUCGCCCCUUGAAAAUGUGGAAGAAGUUCAAUUCAGACUUUUUCCACUUCUUUGUUUUGAUUUGACUUGAUUGAUCAGUAAUUAAGUAUAUAUUCUUUAAUACAUAGUCCUUUUUUUU